Molecule: messenger RNA, 1443 nt
Organism: Schistosoma bovis
Lineage: Eukaryota; Metazoa; Platyhelminthes; Trematoda; Strigeidida; Schistosomatidae
Source: the annotation of a GenBank genome assembly
AUGGUCAUUCUUAAAGGUAUAACUGUAUAUAUUAGUACUACUACUACUACUACUACUACUACUACUACUACUACUACUACUACUACUACUACUACUACUACUACUACUACUACUACUACUACUACUACUACUACUACUACUACUACUACUACUACUACUACUACUACUACUACUACUACUACUACUACUACUACUACUACUACUACUACUACUACUACUACUACUACUACUACUACUACUACUACUACUACUACUACUACUACUACUACUACUACUACUACUACUACUACUACUACUACUACUACUACUACUACUACUACUACUACUACUACUACUACUACUACUACUACUACUACUACUACUACUACUACUACUACUACUACUACUACUACUACUACUACUACUACUACUACUACUACUACUACUACUACUACUACUACUACUACUACUACUACUACUACUACUACUACUACUACUACUACUACUACUACUACUACUACUACUACUACUACUACUACUACUACUACUACUACUACUACUACUACUACUACUACUACUACUACUACUACUACUACUACUACUACUACUACUACUACUACUACUACUACUACUACUACUACUACUACUACUACUACUACUACUACUACUACUACUACUACUACUACUACUACUACUACUACUACUACUACUACUACUACUACUACUACUACUACUACUACUACUACUACUACUACUACUACUACUACUACUACUACUACUACUACUACUACUACUACUACUACUACUACUACUACUACUACUACUACUACUACUACUACUACUACUACUACUACUACUACUACUACUACUACUACUACUACUACUACUACUACUACUACUACUACUACUACUACUACUACUACUACUACUACUACUACUACUACUACUACUACUACUACUACUACUACUACUACUACUACUACUACUACUACUACUACUACUACUACUACUACUACUACUACUACUACUACUACUACUACUACUACUACUACUACUACUACUACUACUACUACUACUACUACUACUACUACUACUACUACUACUACUACUACUACUACUACUACUACUACUACUACUACUACUACUACUACUACUACUACUACUACUACUACUACUACUACUACUACUACUACUACUACUACUACUACUACUACUACUACUACUACUACUACUACUACUACUACUACUACUACUACUACUACUACUACUACUACUACUACUACUACUACUACUACUACUACUACUACUACUACUACUACUACUACUACUACUACUACUACUACUACUACUACUACUACUACUACUACUACUACUACUACUACUACUACUACUACUACUACUACUACUACUACUACUACUACUACUACUACUACUACUACUAAUAUUUUUGACCGUCUGAAAUAA